Saprolegnia parasitica CBS 223.65 is the source of this 411-nucleotide messenger RNA. RefSeq lists its product as hypothetical. Gene Ontology annotation, molecular function: protein binding. NCBI's taxonomy places the organism in Eukaryota, Oomycota, Saprolegniomycetes, Saprolegniales, Saprolegniaceae. Bases 1 to 411 code for a protein of 136 amino acids. The transcript has 3 exons. The record is from RefSeq and is a predicted model, not a curated record.
AUGACCAGCGCGGCCGAAAUCGAAGCGCUGCAGGUGCUCCUCGCUAAGGAGCUCUACCUCGAGCACGCGAGUCCGCUCUACGUCGCGUGCACAGAAGGCGACAUGGAGAAGGUCACGUCGCUCCUGGUCGACGCCGCCACGGACGUCAACUGGCGCACGCCCGACGAGGGCUGGACGCCGCUGCACAUGGCGUCGGCCAUGGGCUACGACGACAUUGUCGCGCUGCUUCUGCGCCACGGCGUCGCCGCCGACGCGCUGGGCCACGACGAUGUGACACCGCUCAUGGCCGCGUCGAUCCAAGGCCAGCUCUCGACGCUGCAGCUGCUCGUCGACGAAGGCCAUGCCAACGUCAACGCCGUGACGACGGUGCGUCACUCGGUCGCUGUCGCCGCGCGUCCAUGUGCGAUGUAG